AUGAUCAUUCCUACAACAUUAAUACCAUAAUACCUCAAAAAGUUUGCUGAAUUGGCUUGUUUUUUUAAAGUAACUCAAACUUAAUUAAAUGAUAGAUGCUAUUUGAUGUAUGUUGCUUCAAAGACUAUCAUAACUCUCGUAAUUAUCGUUUUUGACGCAAUGAGCAACAAAGAUGACGUCGAAUCUUCGACUUCGAGUGGAAACACUACUAUGGCCCUUGCAGUCUACGAACCGCCAAAAUUAUUCACGAUUUUUAGAUCAGACGUGAGGGAGUUCAGUUUUGCAGGUCGCUCAGUGAAAAUUAAUCAAGAAUGGGAAAGAAACGGCGUUGCUGCUGUUGUCUGGGAUGCAGCUCUUGUUUUGGCAAAAUAUCUGGAGAGAACAAGUGUAGAUUUGGCGGGAAAAAGAGUGAUCGAAUUGGGUGCAGGGACUGGACUGGUAGGAAUUGUCGCGAGUUAUUUGGGAGCGGAUGUUGUUAUUACGGACCGAAGGUCAGCUCUGGAUUUGACAAUACAGAACGUUCAUAAAAACACGCGUGAAUCAACGAAAAUCGAGGUGGCGGAACUCGAAUGGGGACAAGGUGUUUCGCGAUUUGAUCCGCCAUUCGACUUCAUUAUCGGUGCCGACAUAGUGUACAUCGAGGAGACGUUUUCUCUCUUACUUCGAACGAUCGAAGAAUUGAGCGAUGACAAAACGGUGGUACUUUUAUCUUGUAGACUACGAUAUAAACGUGACGAGGAUUUUUUCGAAAUGUUAAGGGGGAAAUUCAUUGUAACGAAACUACACUUCGAUGAAACGGUCAAUAUUCAUAUUUUCAAAGCACAAAAAAAGGAAAUAUAUACAUAAAUCGAAUUUA
Molecule: messenger RNA, 856 nt
Organism: Xenia sp. Carnegie-2017
Lineage: Eukaryota; Metazoa; Cnidaria; Anthozoa; Malacalcyonacea; Xeniidae
Product: protein N-lysine methyltransferase METTL21A-like
Exons: 2
Coding region: 106-846 (246 amino acids)
Biological process (GO): peptidyl-lysine methylation
Cellular component (GO): cytosol; cytoplasm
Molecular function (GO): protein-lysine N-methyltransferase activity
Source: RefSeq, a predicted model, not a curated record